This is a messenger RNA of Naegleria fowleri, 537 nucleotides long. RefSeq lists its product as uncharacterized. The transcript has a single exon. NCBI's taxonomy places the organism in Eukaryota, Heterolobosea, Eutetramitea, Acrasida, Naegleriidae. Bases 1 to 537 code for a protein of 178 amino acids. Gene Ontology annotation, molecular function: GTP binding. The record is from RefSeq and is a predicted model, not a curated record.
AUGUCUUCCUCAUCAUCUUCACAAAAUGCAAUCUUGGUUCUUGGCACCACAGGUGUUGGAAAAAGUAGUCUUUGUUCCUACUUGACCAAUUCCAAUCAUUUUGCAAUCAGUGAGGCAACAUCAUCAUGCACUGCAAAGUGUGACCAUUUCUUCUCGACUGAACUUGGUGUUCAUGUCGUAGACACUCCUGGUUUGAGAGACACUCGUCAAACCAACCCUCCUUCUGGAUCCACUAUGCGUUUCGAUCGUAAUAGUCUCACCGCUGAAAUUCUCUCUUACUGUAAACAGCAUUCUUUCAACAUUCGACUAGUCAUUUUGUUGAUUGACGUUUUACCUCGUUGCAGAUUGGAUGAAGAUGUGAAUUUCUUAAUUACUACCAUCACUGGACUCGCAAGUGAAACGGACAGUAGAAUUUUGAUGGCUUGUUCCAAUCGUGAGACCCCUUCUCGUGUCACUCGAAUGUAUCCUGCUUAUCCGUGUGUGCAAUUGGAUUGGAAUGACACGAUUGGAGGAUAUACUUUUGAUAAGACCAUUUAA